Messenger RNA from Cynara cardunculus var. scolymus (artichoke), 4358 nucleotides. RefSeq lists its product as uncharacterized. The coding region runs from base 107 to 3748 and encodes 1213 amino acids. NCBI's taxonomy places the organism in Eukaryota, Viridiplantae, Streptophyta, Magnoliopsida, Asterales, Asteraceae. Gene Ontology annotation, molecular function: protein binding. The transcript has 11 exons. The record is from RefSeq and is a predicted model, not a curated record.
GAAGGAAAGCUAAAUUGAUAUCAACUCUCCGUCCAUCGGCGGCGGUGGCGGCGGGACGACUGCUGUUCUUUUUGAUUUCACCCUCGAGAUCGUACACACUCUUGCCAUGUCACCCGCAGUCGAAGAUUUUCUAUCCCCAGCAUCAUCAUCCACACAGCGUACGUAUUUCCAAAACCCUAACCCUAGCGUUCAGAAAUAUCCUAGUGAUUCAGGUGUAUUUGAUGAUGGUUUCAAUCUCAUGAAAUCAAGUAAACUUGAUUGUUCAAAUGACGUGGCGGCAGCGGCGGCCCCUGUGCGUUCUUCGAGGAGGAAGCAUGUGAAGGCGAGGAAACAAUCGAGCUGUAGCGAUGCAGCGAGUACAAAACCUACAGGUCGUACUAUUGGUUUCGUGUUCAAUGCGACUACUAGUGGUUCGGUGUUGAAUUCGAGUCUAGGGCAAACGGGAAGUGGCGGUAGUGGUGAACAACAGAGUGCUGGUGAGUUUUUGGAUUUUAAUCUAUUGCGCUUUAAUAUUGGAGCCACUGAUGAUAGUAGAUUAGCAAAAAACAUGGAUUCAGAAGAGGCACAUACCGAUGGAAAUAAGUUCCCGGAUGGUAAUUUAAAAUUUGUUUUYGGUGCUGAUGAAAAGGUGGACUCUAGAAAAGUUAGUGAAAGAGGUGCUAAUAAGUUUGGAAAACUUAAUCGUGUGGAUUUUGUGUUUGGUGCGAAUAUGAAUAAUGGCGUAAUGAACUCGAAUUCAAGCAAUGUUGGCAAUGUUGGGCAUGAAUACGGGCCUGAUGAAACAGUGGGAAGAUCAGGUAUUGAUGGGUUUACGAAGGUUAAUAGCAAUACAAGUAAGGCUGAUUCCAGUCUGGUUAAUUCAAUGGCAGGCUUGAAUUUGGGAACAAGAGGACCAGGUGAAGUUAGAUCCUUUAUGGAUGAUAACCCCAAGGCAGAGGAGAAAAAUACAUCAGAUAGCAGAAAAUUUGAAAAUGUGGAUUUUGUGUUUUCUGUCAAUCAUAGAGAUUUUGUGAUAGAUUCAAAUUUCCAAAAAGAAGAAUCCAGCUUCAAGGGAAAUAGGAGAAUCAAUGAUGAAAUGAACAGUUUGAAGAGUAAAGGCACAGGGAGCUGUGAUUACUUGAAGAAGCUUGACAAUAAUAUAAAUKCUGUUCCUGAUAGUAAUAUUCGUUUUGUUUUUGGAAGUAAUUUAGGCAAUGCUUUUGCUGACAACCCUCUAUCCAAAGUCUCUGAUGAGAUGAAGACAUCAAAUAUCGAUGUCCCGAGUGAACCAGUAAAUCAAAAUGAGAAGAGUUCAGAUGGCGGUCAUUGUUAUAGUAAUCAACUAAAGACUGAGGCUGAAUUGAUUAAAGACACGUUCCCAUCUUCAUCCUCAUCCUCAACAACAGGCCUUGGUUUUGUUCCCAAAGCCCAUUAUUCUGAAGCCCCACUGGCCAGUGGAGCUGGAAUAACCAACAACUUCAGCAUUGCAAGUAAAGUUGGUGGAUUUGGGGAUUCAUUUACAGGCUUUAAGACACCCGAUAUAAAUGUGGCAUGUUCUUUCACAUCRGAUAUGUUUCCCGGUUUAGGCAAGAAGUUAGAAUUUAGUAAAAGCAAUUCUGUUAGCCAAAGAAAGUCAAAAAAGACCAAAGGAAAACUGAGGCCACAAGCUAGAAAUUAUCAGCAGGGUGGUUAUACUAGUUUAUCCAAAGACGUCCCAGAGUCAUUUGAAGAGUCUCCUGGAUGUAGCUCACCAAUGGAUUUCUCUCCUUAUUCAGCUACUGACUGUGCACCAACUUCUACUGACCCUCCAACCUCUCAGGUUAAAAAUGAAGAUGCUGUUGAUACUACAGAGAAGUUCAGUGCRAAAAAGAAUUCAUCUUCUGCUAAURUUGAUGCAGCAGUGAGACAGCGCCCCCAUCAGAAGAAGAAAUAUAAGAUGAAAACUGGUUGUGGUUUGGAAUUUACAACUCCAAAUAGCAGAGUUGAUGCAUCUCUUGCACAUGAACCUACUAGUCAGGAACAUACAAAGGCUACAGAUCAGGAAAUAUGUGACAAAUGGCGAAAAAGGGGAAACCAGGCUUACAAAAAUGGAGAGCUAUCAGAAGCAGAAAUUUGUUACUCAAAGGGGAUUGGUUCRAUACAACAUACUGAGACACCUGGAUUUUGUAUAGAACCUCUUCUUUUGUGCUAUAGCAAUCGUGCAGCUACACGCAUGGCUCUUGGAAGGAUGAGGGAAGGCCUAAAGGACUGUAGAAUGGCAUCUGCAUUAGACCCCAAAUUUUUGAAGGCCAACUUGAGAUCUGCAAAUUGUCAUUUACUUCUAGGAGAGGUGGAGGAUGCAUUCUACAAUUAUAACAAGUGCUUGGAGUCUGUGGACAAUGUUUGCUUGGAUAGGAGAAUUGCAAUUGAAGCUGCUGAUGGCCUGCAGAAGGCACAGAAAGUUGAUGAUUAUAUGAAGUGCGCUGCAGAGCUUCUGGAACAGAAAACUUAUGACUCAGCAACUAAUGCAUUGAGAAUUAUUGAUGAUGCUUUGUUAAUAAGCUGCUAUUCAGAGAAAUUACUUCAUAUGAAGGGAGAGGCUCUUCUUAUGUUGGAGAAGCAUGAAGAGGUGGUUCAACUGUGUGAGCAAACUCUAGGUUUAGCUGAAAAGAAUUUUGCAACUGGAGGUGUUGUAGGUCACAUGAACGUGGAUGGCUAUGACUGCAAGAACUCAUUAAAGCUUUGGAGGUGGAACCUGAUGUCCAAGUCCUACUUUCAUCUGGGCAGGCUUGAGAUAGCUCUAGACUUAAUUGAGAAACACGUGCAACUGAGACCGACCACAGACAAGAUUGUGGGACCUGAGGAAUCAUUAGUUUCUCUGGCUGUUGCCAUACGUGAACUUUUACACUGCAAGAAUGCAGGAAAUGAAGCCUUUCAGAGCGGUAAACACACAGAAGCAGUGGAGCAUUAUACUGCUGCAAUAUCAAAGAGUAUUGAAUCACGUUCAUUUGCAGCUGUGUGUUUUUGCAAUCGUGCUGCUGCACACCAAUCCUUGGGCGGAAUYGUUGAUGCCAUUGGAGAUUGCAGUAUAGCUAUAGCUCUUGACGGAAGUUACCCGAAGGCACUUUCAAGAAGGGCUACCUUACAGGAGAUGAUUAGAGACUACAAGCAUGCAGCUGAUGAUCUUCAGAGACUCAUCUCCAUACUUGAAAUACAGUCAGGGAAGAAUUCUCAGAGGUCUGCCACGCCAGGGAGUGCAACUGGAGGCAGUGUGAAAGAUCUAAGAAGAGCUCGCCGCCGUCUUUCUUCUAUAGAAGAAAAGGCAAAGAAGGAAAGAUCCUUAGACCUUUACCUUAUUCUGGGAAUAAAAUCUUCAGAUACUGCAUCGGAAGUUAAGAAGGCUUAUCGUAAAGCAGCUCUCAGACAUCAUCCAGACAAGGCUGGUCAGAUCGUUGCAAGAGCUGAAAGUGGAAGUGAUGGGCAACAAUGGAAAGUGAUUGCUGAAUCGAUUCAAAUGGAUGCUGACAGACUUUUUAAGAUGAUUGGAGAGGCAUAUGCUGUGCUCUCAGAUUCCACGAAGAGGUCCAAGUAUGACCUCGAAGAGGAAAUGUGGGAAGAAAUGAACAUCAACGUCAGCAGCAGCAGAAGAGCAUCCGGCUUUUACAACUCUCCAUAUGAGACUACCAACCRCAGGACCCCACAGGAAUCAAGAAAGACCUACAGUAACUCCCACUAUUACUAUUGGCAGGAUCCGAAUAAAACUUACCAUAGCUCCUAUCCCCGUUGGUAAAUCCUUCACAAACACCCACAAAAUUUCUUUCACGGUUUACUGACAACAGGAUUAACGAGUUCCAGGUGAAGCUGGUUUGAUUAUAAACGAUGAUUCUGCUGGUCACGAAGCAUCUGGAAACGAUCAUCCUUUUAUCUAGGACUGAAGUUACAUGAGGAAUAAGUUAGAGGUCCUGGAGUUGCAUACAUAUACAUACAAGGUGAAAUAGGGACUCGAGCAGGAAGAUAGAUCUUGUAYAGGGUCUUUCACCUCACCCAAUUUUUUAACAUUAGUUAUGUUUGUUUGUUCAUUGUUAUGAAUAGUUGCAUACAAUUACUGUCGUUAUUUAUAAUGUUACUAAAUCGCUUAUCGAAGCAACGGAGGUGUUGUACGAUUCAGAUACGAUGACUGAAUUUGUGACUUAAAGUUCUGUUGCUACCAGAGGCCUUUGGCGUAGCAGUACACAAGGUACCACUUCCAUCCUUGUAGUGUUCGAGUUCAAGUCUUGUUAUAUAAUUUUAGUGUAAGUUACUUCUUUUUUAUGUGCUUUUGUGAUUUUAAUGUAUUGGGUCCAUAAAGUGAACUUUUAUCGAAACAGGUCCUCGUGAUCAAAGUUUUAAUGAACGGAAAC